AUGCUAGAAGCCAAGUUUGCAGAAGCCUCCCUUUUCAAGAGAAUCAUCGAUGGGUUCAAGGACUGUGUCUCGCUAGUGAACUUCCAGUGCAAAGAGGACGGGAUCAUUGCACAGGCUGUUGAUGACUCCCGUGUCCUGCUUGUGUCGUUGGAGAUCGGCGUGGAGGCGUUCCAGGAGUAUAGGUGUGACCACCCAGUCACGCUCGGUAUGGACUUGGGGUCCCUUUCCAAGAUUCUACGUUGUGGGAACAACUCGGAUACUUUGACUUUGAUCGCUGAUGAUAAGCCAGAUUCUAUCCUACUGCUGUUUGAGGACACGCAGAGGGAGAGGAUCGCAGAGUACUCUUUAAAACUGAUGGACAUCGACGCGGAUUUCCUGAAGAUUGAGGACCUGCAGUACGACACAACGCUCAUGAUGCCAUCGACAGAAUUCUCAAAAGUAGUCAAGGAUCUGUCCCAACUGACGGACUCCAUCAACAUCAUGGUCACGAAGGAGACCAUCAAGUUCGUCGCAGAGGGGGAGAUCGGUACUGGGUCCGUGAUUCUAAAGCCAGUCAUGGACAUGGAGAAACCAGCGGAGUCCAUCAAACUAGAGAUGGACCAACCCGUGGACUUGACAUUCGGCGCAAAGUACUUGCUGGACAUCGUCAAGGGGUCCGCCCUCUCGGAUAGAAUCGGGAUCAGACUCUCCAGCGAGGCACCAGCCCUGUUCCAGUUCGACCUGUCCUCUGGGUUCCUACAGUUCUUCUUGGCUCCAAAAUUCAACGACGAAGAGUGA
Huiozyma naganishii CBS 8797 is the source of this 777-nucleotide messenger RNA. It is a transcript of the gene POL30, whose product is annotated as proliferating cell nuclear antigen. Gene Ontology annotation, biological process: leading strand elongation; regulation of DNA replication; translesion synthesis. Gene Ontology annotation, molecular function: DNA polymerase processivity factor activity; DNA binding. The transcript has a single exon. Bases 1 to 777 code for a protein of 258 amino acids. The record is from RefSeq and is a predicted model, not a curated record. Gene Ontology annotation, cellular component: PCNA complex. Lineage: Eukaryota; Fungi; Ascomycota; Saccharomycetes; Saccharomycetales; Saccharomycetaceae.